Molecule: messenger RNA, 4363 nt
Organism: Lepisosteus oculatus (spotted gar)
Lineage: Eukaryota; Metazoa; Chordata; Actinopteri; Semionotiformes; Lepisosteidae
Source: RefSeq, a predicted model, not a curated record
ACAGUCUUUGUGGUGACCUGUGGGAGGACUGAUCAACGCUGAUAAAGGGUAUAAAGCUGAACCCCCGGGGACUGACAGACCAUGUCCAGGACCAUGAGCUACCAACUCAAACUGGCCGAGAAGCUGACCAUCCUCAACGAGAGGGGGAGGGGGGUGCUGGUCCGAAUGUACUACAUCAAAAAGACCUGCUCGGACCCCAGGCUCAAGCCCCCCUGCCUCAUGGAGAAGAGCAUGGAACCAGCCAUCAAAUACAUCAACAAGAAGUUUCCCUCCAUUGAUUUCAGAGGAAACAGUCAACACCUGAGCAAUAUCCAGAAGGAAAAAUCCGAAGUCCUGAGAGUCCUGACCAGUUAUUAUCAGUCCUUCCUUGAUGUGAUGGAGUUCAGGGAUCAUGUUUAUGAACUCCUGAACACCAUAGACGCAUGCCAGUGUUUCUUUGACAUUUCAGUGAACUUCGACUUCACGAAGAACUACCUGGACCUGAUUGUGACCUAUACCUCUGUCAUUCUCAUGCUCUCCCGCAUUGAUGAGAAGAAAGUGCUGGUGGGGAUGUACAACUGUGCACACGAGAUGUCCAAUGGAACCAGCGAUCCAGCAUAUCCUCGUCUUGGGCAGAUGCUCCUGGAGUAUGAUCAUCCUUGGAAGAAGCUGACGGAGGAGUUCGGGCCGCACACCAAGUCUGUGACGGAGGCCCUGCUGUCCCUCCGGCUGGUGUACCCACGCCGGAACCUCCCGGCCGAACAGUGGCGCAGCGCCCAGCUGCUCAGCCUGCUCUCCGCGCCGGCCGCCAUGCUGAGCCCUGCCAGCUGCGACACGAUACCAUGCGAGUACCUGUCUAUAGAAGUGAUGGAGCGCUGGAUCAUCUUGGGCUUCCUGCUCUGCCACAGCAGCCUCAACACAAACCCGCCCUCCCAGGACCUGUGGAAAAUGGCCCUGCGCAGCGGGCUGUGCAUCACCCUGAUCCGUGACGAGGUGCUCCACUUCCACAAGGCCACGGAAGACUUCUUCGACACACUUAAGGGAUAUGGCAAACGGAUCACCGAUAUUAAAGAAAGCAGGGAACAAGCCAUAACAACGAGUGGGGCUAUGCAUCGUGAACGCAGGAACUUCUUGAGGAACGCUGUGAAGGAGCUCACCAACAUCCUGGAGGAUGAACCCGGGCUCCUCGGACCCAAGGCCCUGUUUGUGUUCAUGGCUCUGUCCUUCUCCCGUGAUGAAGUACUCUGGCUUGUUCGGCAUGCUGAAAAUGUUCCCAAGACCAAGACCCCAGAAGACUACGUGGAUCCGCAGAUGGCAGAGCUGCUGUUCUACAUCGACAAGAUGCGUUCCAUGCUCCGUCUGCACACCCGCGUGCUGCAGCGCUACCAUCUGCAGUACCUGUCGCAGUUCGAUGCCCUGGCACUCAACGACACCAUGCAGAACCUGUCUGUCUGUCCUGAGGAGGAGUCCAUCCUGAUGACCUCCUUCGUGUCCAGUCUGUCCGCCAUGACCGUAAAACAAGUGGAAGAGGGUGAGGAAUUUGACUUCCAAGGGAUGAGACUGGACUGGUUAAGACUCCAGGCAUACACCAGUGUGUCCAAGGCUCCCCUGAGCAUCAGAGAGUGGCCAGACUUGGCCAGGCUGAUGAACAUGAUCGUCUUCCACACCAUGAUGAUGGACAACAUAGAAGGCCUCUGCCAGGAGACCUCUGACCUCUCAAACCUCUGCUUCUACCCGCGCGUGUUCGAGAAGUUGUUCGCCCAGAGCAUCGAGGAGGUGCAAAUGCAGCGCUACCUGAUCGCCUUCCCUCUGACCUGCACCCACUUCAGCCAGUGUUCGCACGCCAUGUGUCCAGAGGAGACCUCCACGUUGGAGAGCAAAAGCCUGAAGUUCUGCAUGACGCUCCUGGAGGAGAUCUCUAAGCAGACCUGCAACAUUGUCAUGGAGAUCUGCGCUGAGCAGUGCAACCUUAGUGACAAGCUCCUGCCCAAACACUGCGCGCACACCAUCAGCAAGGCCCGCAACAAGAAGCAGAAGAAAGCGGGCCCCAAGAAGGCCGAGGUGCAGAGCGAGAAGCCGGGGGCUGAGAGCCAGAGGAAGGACCGCGCCAUUGCUCGCCUGGCAAAGACCAUCAUACAGAUGGCCAACUACAACCAGGUGACGCAGGAGAUCGCCCGGCCCUCGGACCUGCUGGCCGGCAUCAGGGCCUACAUGACCACCCUGCACACCCUGUCCCGCUACAUCAGCGUGGACGUGACGCGGCUGCUGAGGAGUGUCCUGCUGCAGCAGACACAGCCGCUGGACAGCCAGGGGGAGCAGACCAUCACCACGCUCUAUACCAACUGGUACCUAGAGGGCCUCCUGCGCCAGGCCAGCAGCGCCCUGAUCGUCCACUCUCCAACCAUGAGGUGUUUCAUCAACCAACCCAAUGACAACGAGCAGAGUUUCAGUGCCCAGCAGUACUCCGAUACUGCAGAAAUGCAAGCCCUGGCAGAGCUGAUUGGCCCCUAUGGGAUGAAGUUCCUAAGCGAGAACCUGAUGUGGCACAUUACCUCACAAGUCAGUGAGCUAAAGAAACUUGUGGUUGAGAACAUGGACAUUUUAGUACAAAUGAGAUCCAGCUUCGACAAACCAGAACAAAUGGCUGCUCUUCAAAGGAGGCUGCCUGCUGCUGACAAUGUCCUGAAGAGAAUGACCAUCAUUGGAGUGAUCCUGUCCUUCCGGGCCAUGACCCAGGAAUCCCUCAGAGAAGUGAUGCACAAGCACUGCCCCUUCCUCAUGGGUCCCAUUGAGUGCUUGAGGGAUUUUGUCUCUCCGGAUACUGACAUCAAGGUGACCCUCAGUGUGUUUGAACUGGCUACUGCUUCUGGCGUGCCCUGCGACAUCGAUCCUGCUCUUGUCAGCGCCCUGGCCAGCAUGCGCACAGACAACUCCUCUACAGAUGAGGAGUAUAAACUAGCCUGUCUGCUCCUGGUGUACGUUGCUGUGUCACUGCCAGUCCUGGCCUUUGACCCGAAUUCCUACUACAGCCGUGAAUAUGGAGGGCACCACAACAACAUCCACUGCCUGGCCACGGCCAUCAACCAGCUAGCUGCGGCCAUGUUCACCAACCUGAACAAGAACAUAGAGGAGCACCUGAAGGAAUUCCUGCUGGUGGCAUCAUCCACUCUGCUACAGCUGGGGCAGAAUGUGGAGAGGACUGAGAGCAAAAACAGGGAUUCCAUCUACCUCCUGCUGCACUUGAUUGUCGAGGAAUCGCCCUUUUUAACCCAAGACAUGCUGGAGAGCUGUUUCCCUUACGUGCUUCUGCGCAACGCCUACAGAGAGGUCUACAAAUCCUUUGUGAUCACAGUGGGAUGAGUACAAGCGAGACACAGUCACCUCGAGCACGGCUGAGGCAGCCUUGGGCCUACUGUUCUAAACACAGGACACCGACUGACACCAGAACCUUAUUAGCUCAGCCUUUGUUUUACAGCUCCUUUAUGCAACGCACUUCAGCAGAACAGAUGCAUUGUCUGAACGAGAUAGCAAAGCCUUCAUUUCUUGAUUGACCCUACUGCUGAAAAAGCGAAAAACAUUAAGAGUGAACUGGUACAAACACUUGCAAUGACAUUUGUUAGAGUUGUUUCUUUUAGAGCUUGAAAAGGACCACACCAGCCCCAGACCACACUUAGGACAGAAGCCUGACCUCCACUAGACAUGCCUGCACUCUCAAACCAAACUGUCAGGAACCUAGCUAUGUGCAUAGCAAGAGUUUCUCUACACAUUUUAUAUACUUUUUUAACCCACUUUAAAAUGUCUUGCAUGAUCCCCACUGCACUGCUACUUCAAAGUAGCCAGAUGAAAAAAUGUAACAACACAGCAUGAGACUCUUUGUCUUUAUGCAACAACUUGAAAUUUAUGUUGAUAUUUCUGUAUCUCAAGCCACACAUUUUAUUAUGAAACAUUGUGAAAGACAAGAGGCAUUACUUUGAAAGAACUUGUACAAUAAAAAACAAAAUGUAUGUAUUAAUCCACAGUUUACUAAUUUUGUAAAAGUUGCUUUUGUUAAAACAUUUUCUAAGCACUAUGAACCCGGAUCCCCAUCCAUAAUUUUUUUUAAACUUAUACAGAGAGAGCUUGUCAUUUUUUUAACAGUUAAAUAAGUUUAUAUACUGUAAACACAAACUAUCUGAAGAAAAAACUAAAUGCCCCCUUUAUGAAAUGUUAAAAUACCCAGCUACUGGAACUACUGUAAGAGCAAAUUCUUUCAUAUUUGAAGACUUUUCUACCUAACUUCCAAUACUGACCACUGCACAUUUAUUCUUUUCUCAUGUUAAAUCAAACAUUUGCACCUAAGGGAUUUAUAACUAUGUUUGUCAAUAAACCAGAUAUUGUGAUUUAA